GUUUGCUUCCAAGGGCAAAAGCGGAACUUACAUCUGCCAGGGAUGAAUCCGCGGAAUUAGGGCAUUCUUCGCGAGUUCGCCUAGUGCAGGCUGCAGAACAGCAGAACCCGAGGACUGAACCUAGCUACGGCCCCGCGUGGAAGCACUCCCUUGCUCGCGCCUUAUAGGAGUUGGUUUCAGCGUUUUUUCAACGCCUAUUUCUUCCACUAUUUAUCCCUUCAUCUCCACCUGUUCAUGCGCAUGGCGUAGAACCUGAGUGCUCCUUCGGAUUUCCACUUUCUUCGCAUAUUGAAUUGUAUUCUUAGUCUCAGCUGCUCAUUUUCCUCUUCGUUCAGAAGUUCUAGAUAUCAGAAAAUGUCGGGCGGGUUCUUUAGAGGUACGUCUGCGGAUCAAGACACUCGAUUUUCAAACAAGCAGGCGAAACUGCUGAAAUCUCAGAAGUUCGCUCCUGAGCUGGACCACCUGGUCGAUAUGACUAAGGUGAAUAUGGACGUAAUAAAGCCGUGGAUCACGAUAAGGGUGACUGAACUUCUUGGCUUCGAGGAUGAGGUGCUCAUCAAUUUCAUUCAUGGUCUUCUGGAUGCGAAGGAAGUAAACGGGAAGGAGGUCCAAAUACAAAUUACUGGAUUUAUGGAGAAGAACACUGGAAAGUUUAUGAAGGAGCUUUGGUCACUUCUUCUCAGUGCACAGAAAAAUGCCAGCGGGGUUCCACAGCAGUUCUUAGAUGCCAAAGAAGAAGAACUCAGGAAGAAGAAGGUUGAAAAUGAUAAAAUAACUAGUGAACUUCAGAAGAAAAGAGAUAAAGAAGGUAGAGAGUUCUUGCAGGAGAGGGUGAAGAAGAUGGAUGGUGGAUUUGAUGCCAAGGAUACUGAUACUGCAUCAGACCAAGUCUUGAAGCCCCGGGAUUCAGUAGAUUACGGUCAAGAUGGAAAAGAAACUGACAAAAGGAAUGGUGUGAGAUCAAGGAACAGUAGGUACUCAAGAUCUCCCCAUUCACCUGCGGUUUCUGGUUCACCUAACCGAGACUCACCUUCUAGAUCAAUGAGUAGAUCAUUUUCGAAUUCCCGAAGUUAUUCUGGUGACAGACAAAGGUCAAGAAGUACAUCCAGGUUGCCAGAAGCACGUGGACGCUCCGUUUCAUCUGAAAGGACUCGUCAUUCACCACGAAGACGAUCUAUUUCUCCUCCUCGGAGGCAUUCACCAUGGCGAUCUCCCCGCAGAAGGUCAUCUUAUUCUAGGCGAAGAUCUACGUCUCGUUCACAUUACAGAUCACCAUCUUUGCGACGAAGAGUGCGUUCACCAUUACGUCAUAGGUCACCCUCUCCUGUUAGAAGACGUAGAUCACCCUCUCCUGCAAGAAGACGCAGAUCGCCAUCUCCUGUGAGAAGACGUAGAUCACCCUCUCCUUUGAGGUCACCCUCUCCUGUGCGAAGACGCAGAUCACCUCCUCCUCCUAUGAGAAGACGCAGAUCACCCUCUCCUGUUAGAAGACGCAGAUCACCUUCUCCUGUGAGAAGACGCAGAUCACCCUCUCCACUGCAUCAUCGCAGAUCACCGUCACCCAUACAACGACGAAGGUCCCCUUCUCCUAUACGCAAAAUGUCACCAAGACCUGUACGUCGAAGAUCUCCCUCUCCCAUGCCAUCCCACUCUCCUGUGCGUAGAAGGUAUAGAAGUAGAACCCCACAACGCAGGUCUCCAUCUCCUGUGAUGCAUAGAUCUCCUGUUUCUGAUCGUAAAUGGUCUCCAAGUCCUUCCUCAAGGAGGUCUCUCUCUUCAGGUGAUUGGAGUUCCAGGUCUCCUCCAGGACAUGCAUCUUCCUCCCCGGUGAGGAGAAAUGCUCCAAGACCCGCAAGAAGUCCUGUGCAGUCUUCUGAAGGAAGGGUCAGAACACAAGACAGAUUGUCACCUGCUGCUCGUCAAUCCUCAAGUCCGGUUAGGAAUGUUCAGAGAGAUAAGGAUCGCAACUCAUUGCGUUAUAAAUCACAAGGUUCAUUAUCCACACCUGAGAAGUCUCCAACCAUGUCAUUAUCUCCGCAAGCGAGGAAUAAGACUUUCAGUGAAGACAGCAGUCCACAUGAGAGCCCUCGGAAGCAAAAAGGGGAGAUGCUGACCCGAGAGGGAAGUUUGAGCCCUCCUCAGAAAUCAAGAAUCCAGAAGCCUAGGUGUGAUAGCCCAGAAAUGAGUGAAGGAAGAGAAGGAACAUACUAUUCUAGAGAGAGCAGGGAUCACAAAUCAACGUCUUCCCAAAGGAAAAUGAAAUAUUUGUCCCCUGACAGUAAGUGGAAAGUUUCACCUGCAAAGACUCGUACUGAGGAUAUGUACUCUCCCGAAAGGGCAGCUGGGCGUCCAGGUUCUGAAUCUCAGGGACGUAAUGAUAGUAUUGAUUUGAGCAAGAAAGGCCGGGAAACAAGGAGUGAUAAAUCUUCUGGAAGGGUUGCUGAAACUCCUACUCAACCCAAGUCACGGAUUUAUAAGGAAUCUUUUUCUGGUGAGAAGCUUAUUGAAUCAUAUGAUGUGGAUAGCAAGAAGUCUGGUGAGAAGUACCACUCACAUUCAAGUUUUGCCAAGGGUAGUGAUAAGCAUGGCAAAUCAGAAAAUGCUGAAGUUAAACAGAGUGUUUCAUGUGAUUCUGGUUCUGAGGAAAGCGGUAGGCAUAGAAGAGAAGGAAAGGAUAAAAGAAAGCACAAGAGAUCUGAGAGAAAGGUUGCUUCAGAUGAAGAAUCCAGCUAUGAUUCUGAGUUAGAGAACAGGAAAGAGGCUAAGAGAAGGAAAAAGGAGGAGAGGAAAUUGCGGAAGGAGGAGAAACGUCGAAGACGUGAGGAGAGACGGCGUAGAAAGGAAGAGCGGCGUGCAGAGAAGCUGAAAAUGAAAAGUAGAACAGAUGGCUAUACUUCAGAUGAGGAGGAAGCUGAAAGAAAGGAUUUUCGUCGAAGUGAUGAUGAAGAGACACCAUCUGACCAGAAGAAGCUUGAGAUUGAAUUACGGAAUAAGGCUCUUGAAUCACUUAAAGCAAAGAAGGGCUUGAAUAAUUAAAUAUGUUGCUUUUGAUUUUGAAGUUGUUAUAUCCUUUAAGACCUUGUUGCGAAUUUUCUGUUUACCUUCUUUAGGAAACUUGCGGCUUUUCAAAUGUAUUUGUUCUCUUAUUAAUUGGUAAAUGUUUGAUGUAGUCUACCUUUACUGCUGGCAGCGGAAAUGGAUAAAUGAGGAUUUCUGAGCAAAUCUGUUGAGUGCAAUAUUGCCCAAUUUUUACUGAUGAAUUUAAUGUCAACUCUAGAUGAUUUGGUGAGCAGACCAUGUGCGGAUUUACAUUUUGAACUUCCAUUCAGGCUGUCCUUUCUCCCUGUUUGUUGUCCAAAGCUCCAUGUGAGGUUGACAGUGUCCUGGACUGUGUUUUCUGGAAUUCUACAUGGUGCUAUGAUUCUUGGACCCAUUCUGGGUUUGAUAUGUUUUUGUAAGAUUUACGUAGACGUGUUAUUGUGCAUAUACUAAUUUUAUGUAAAUAUGUUUACAUCAUUGUAGAAUUUUGGCGCUUCUUGUAGCUUCAUAUUUAGUACUUGUUCUGACUUCCAUGCCUUA
Molecule: messenger RNA, 3579 nt
Organism: Neltuma alba
Lineage: Eukaryota; Viridiplantae; Streptophyta; Magnoliopsida; Fabales; Fabaceae
Product: serine/arginine repetitive matrix protein 1
Exons: 15
Coding region: 355-3036 (893 amino acids)
Biological process (GO): regulation of mRNA splicing, via spliceosome
Cellular component (GO): spliceosomal complex
Molecular function (GO): RNA binding
Source: RefSeq, a predicted model, not a curated record